UGGUGCGGGAGGCGGGAAGGGUCGGCGGUGCUGGGAGAAGCCUGGGUGAGGCGUGUGCGUUAGACCGGCAGCCUUUGGUAUGGGGCCGCGUUGUUAGCACCUGGCUUUGGUCGCAAUCAGUUGGUGGUGGUGUUUUCUGAAGCUGGAGUGUUUAUUGUCACAUCCUUACAGCCCCACCCUUCUUCAUUCUCGCUUUUUGUUUUCUGGGGUCGUAUUGCAAGUCUCACCGCUGUCGGUUUCAGAGGCAUGCUCAUCCUGCACUGAAUUUAGUGCACAGCAGUGGCAGAGGGAGUUCACCCGCUGCUUAUUCACCUGUCCCAGCAGCUGUCGUCCAGGUGCCCCAGCCGUACCAGUGCAGGUUCCCUCCACAAGGAAACCCAAGGAGCAGGCUUUUCCCGACUCUGCAUAAGGGAUGGGUAGUCUUGAUCCCAGGAAAAAUACUGGACUAAGGGCAUAGAAAUCUGAAGACCUCUGUUUCUUCUAGAAGAGGUGGAGAAGCUAGAAACACUUCAGUUUAAAAUAUGUGGAGGAAUUAAUCUGCAAAAAGCAUGUGCUUACUGAUGCUAUGGAAUGAAAGGGUGUUCAUUUGCAGAUGAAGAAAAUGAUCAGCUGGAGGGUGGAAAUGGUCAGACAUAACCUUCUUUCUGGAAGCUGAUAUGUGAUUUAGCUUUAGGAGGUUUUCCAUAUAAUUUCCAUACAAUUUUGUGAUUUUAGGAAUUGUCACCUUGGUUUAACGGAAGGUGAUAAAGUAAGAAGGAGAGAUGGGAAACCCAGAAAACAUUGGAGAUGCAUAUGUUGCUGUGAUCCGUCCAAAGAAUACUGCUAGCCUCAAUUCUCGGGAAUAUCGAGCUAAAUCCUAUGAAAUUUUGCUGCUUGAAGUCCCCAUUGAAGGCCAAAAGAAAAAAAGAAAGAAAGUUUUGCUGGAAGCUAAACUUCAAGGAGGCACUGAGGUAACCCAGAGCAUCUUGGAUUAUGUAUUAGAAACCACCAAACCGAUUUCACCAGCCAAUCAGGGUAUUAAAGGAAAGCGUGUGGUGUUAAUGAAGAAGUUUCCUCUAGAUGGAGAGAAGGCAGGCCAGGAGGCAUCUCUCUACAUUGUUCCAACUGUUGUGAAAGAUAAUACAAAAUAUACAUACAGCCCUGGAUGCCCUGUGUUCUACUGUUUACAAGACAUCAUGAGAGUCUGCAGUGAAUCCAGCACACACUUUGCUACGCUUACAGCAAAAAUGUUAAUUGCCUUGGAUAAGUGGUUGGAUGAACGGCACACGCAGUCUCACUCCAUCCCAGCUUUAUUCAGACCAUCUCCUCUUGAGAGAAUUAAAACAAAUGUAAUAAACCCUGCCUAUGCUAUAGAACCUGGUCAAACAGAGAGCUCAUUGCACAUGGGUUAUACUGCCCUAGAAAUAAAGAGUAAAAUGCUGGCAUUGGAGAAAGCAGAUAUGUGUAUCUACAAUCCUUUGUUUGGAUCUGACCUUCAGUAUACCAAUAGGGUUGACAAGGUGGUAAUAAAUCCAUACUUUGGCCUUGGAGCCCCAGACUAUUCAAAGAUUCAGAUUCCUAAAAGAGAAAAGUGGCGACGUAGCAUAAGCAGUGUCACAGAGGACAAGGAACACCAGUGGGUAGAUGAUUUCCCUCUUCACCGCAGUGCUUGUGAAGGCGACUCUGAUUUACUAAGCCACCUUCUGGAUAAAAAGUUUUCUGUUAAUCAGUUGGAUAGUGACCACUGGGCACCAAUCCAUUAUGCAUGCUGGUAUGGAAAAGUUGAAGCCACUCGAAUGCUGUUGGAGAAAGGGAAAUGUAAUCCAAAUCUUUUGAAUGGUCAACUUAGCUCUCCUCUUCAUUUUGCUGCUGGAGGUGGGCAUGCUGAAAUAGUACAAAUUCUACUAAAUCAUCCAGAAAUUGACAGACACAUCACUGAUCAACAAGGAAGAUCUCCACUGAAUGUCUGUGAAGAGAACAAACAAAAUGAGUGGGAAGAAGCUGCAAAACUACUGAAGGAAGCCAUCAAUAAACCUUAUGAAAAGGCGCGAAUUUAUCGUAUGGAUGGGUCGUAUCGCUCUGUGGAGCUGAAACAUGGAAACAACACAACUGUCCAGCAAAUAAUGGAGGGCAUGCGCCUCUCUCAAGAAACUCAGCAGUACUUCACCAUCUGGAUCUGUUCUGAGAACCUCAGUCUCCAGCUGAAGCCAUAUCACAAGCCUUUGCAGCAUAUUCGAGACUGGCCUGAAAUAUUCACUGAACUGACAAACUUGGAUCCUCAAAGGGAAACUUCACAGCUUUUCCUGAGAAGGGAUGUGAGACUUCCACUGGAAAUAGAAAAAAAGAUUGAGGAUCCAUUGGCUAUUCUUAUACUUUUUGAUGAAGCCAGAUAUAAUUUACUGAAGGGUUUUUAUACAUCACCUGAUGCAAAGCUGAUUACACUGGCAAGUUUGCUUCUACAAAUAGUCUAUGGAAAUUAUGAGAGCAAGAAACAUAAGCAGGGCUUUCUAAACGAAGAAAAUCUUAAAUCUAUCGUACCAAUAACUAAACUAAAAAGCAAAGCUCCUCAUUGGACAAACAGGAUACUUCAUGAAUAUAAGAAUCUCAGCACCAGUGAAGGUGUCAGUAAGGAGAUGCAUCACCUUCAGCGCAUGUUCUUGCAGAAUUGCUGGGAAAUUCCUACUUAUGGAGCAGCUUUUUUCACAGGACAGAUAUUCACCAAAGCAAGUUCGAGUAGCCAUAAAGUCAUCAAAGUGUACGUAGGAGUAAAUGUAAAAGGGCUGCACCUCCUCAACAUGGAAACAAAGGCUUUACUCCUCAGCCUAAAGUAUGGUUGCUUUAUGUGGCAGCUGGGAGAUGGAGAUACGUGUUUUCAAAUCCACAGUCUGGAAAACAAAAUGAGCUUUAUUGUGCAUACCAAACAGGCAGGACUCGUUGUAAAACUCCUCAUGAAAUUAAAUGGCCAGCUAAUGCCAACUGAAAGAAAUGAGUGAUGGAAAUGAAGAAUAGUUACAAGAUGGCAUCUUAUGGCUGAGCAAAAAAAAACUUGUUCCUCCUCGUAACAGGACUUCCAUGUACAUGAAUUUUACACAAUAGAAAAGUCAAUUUGUACAGUUUUUUUUAACUUUGUACAGAA
Messenger RNA from Ficedula albicollis (Collared flycatcher), 3115 nucleotides. RefSeq names its product KRIT1, ankyrin repeat containing (gene KRIT1). Gene Ontology annotation, cellular component: plasma membrane; cytoskeleton. The record is from RefSeq and is a predicted model, not a curated record. NCBI's taxonomy places the organism in Eukaryota, Metazoa, Chordata, Aves, Passeriformes, Muscicapidae. Gene Ontology annotation, biological process: negative regulation of angiogenesis; cell redox homeostasis; regulation of establishment of cell polarity. Gene Ontology annotation, molecular function: protein binding. The coding region runs from base 762 to 2972 and encodes 736 amino acids. The transcript has 18 exons.